This is a messenger RNA of Eurytemora carolleeae, 1580 nucleotides long. Its product is annotated as E3 ubiquitin-protein ligase Siah1. The coding region runs from base 467 to 1498 and encodes 343 amino acids. The transcript is spliced from 7 exons. Lineage: Eukaryota; Metazoa; Arthropoda; Copepoda; Calanoida; Temoridae. Gene Ontology annotation, biological process: proteasome-mediated ubiquitin-dependent protein catabolic process; multicellular organism development. Gene Ontology annotation, molecular function: ubiquitin conjugating enzyme binding; ubiquitin protein ligase activity; zinc ion binding. Gene Ontology annotation, cellular component: cytoplasm. The record is from RefSeq and is a predicted model, not a curated record.
UAUUCAUCGAAGAAAACGUAGUUUUAACACAGAGAUAAAAAUGGUUUAGAGUAUUACAUAUUUUGGUCCUAGAACCUGAACAAAUUGGAAAACGGAUGUUUUUUAUUAUUCUGCAUUUUUACAUUUGAUUGGGAAUGUUUAUUACAUUUUGCAGAAAUACCAAAAUAAAUACAAUUUAGUGAACCACUAGAGAAUGCAUGGGGUGUGUAAAGGGGGGGGGGGUGUCUAAGGAGGGCAAAUUUGACCGCUGCUCAGCUAGCCCACAAUCCCAGGUCAGGCCGGCAGAACUUGACCGCUCCUUGCUAGCCCGCAAUCACAGGGCAGCCCUGCAGAUCUUGACCGCUGAAAAUGCUAUGAUAACCGUCCGCUAACCCACGCGAAAUCUGACCGUCAACCCGAUAAUAAGCCUUAACUGUGAACAUAUAAUUAGUGUGUUACACACAACCAACUUAAUAAGACCUUAAUUAUGUCUGUAAAAUUCUUCCAAGAAGAAUCAGACUGCAUCCAAGAUGUAACCAAAGAAUUGGAUGUUCUUGAUAUUUCAAGAAAGGAGUUUGAGGACGAGGAUUCUGAGCUUGAAUGUCCUAUUUGCUACACUCAAUGUAUGCCACCAAGGAUUCCUCGAUGUGAAAACGGGCAUCUGAUCUGCUAUUUAUGCAAAUGCAAGCUGACCAGCAGCCUGUGUCCUAUCUGCAGGGCAGAGUUUGUACUUAACCGUCCUCUGGUGGCUGAAGCGGUUGCAAAGCUGAUUCCUUUCCCGUGUAAGAAUGCCAAGUUGGGUUGCCCUCAACAGCUACCGUGGAAAACUAGGCAGAAACACGAAGAGAAAUGCUCGUAUCAAAGUUUUUUCUGUCCGUUGCUGACCUGCCCUGGCGCAGCUGGAUCUAUUGAACUACUCAAGCAACAUGUAAACCAGUCACACAAGCUUGGCCCACGUCACGGACAGCUCAGCGUUUAUAAAAACUCGUUUGCUAGUUUCAGCACAUACCUCUCACCAAAGGUUGAUAUGAUGGCCACCCAGGAUUUAAGAUUUUUCUGGUGGGAACCUCAGAUGUUUGUUUAUGAAUUUGCAUGUUUUCUCAUGUGCUUCAGAGAGGUGGAUAAUCAGAACAAAGGCCACUAUUACUUCUGGCUCUGGAUGGCGGCAACACCAUCUCAAUUAAAGGAUUUCAAGUAUAGAAUCUGUAUUGAAGAUCCUACUCCUGCUACCCCCAGAGAUCCUGAAUAUACGAUCGGUAGUUCACCAGAACAGGAUCGAUCUAUCCUCCUGGUCGACUACCUAUCUACCCCUGUCAGUCUCCAGGCCUCCAUCCAGGAUAUACAAGACCAGAACCUCUGCCUCAAACUCGAUGAUCAUGAUGUUCAACGUCUUCUGUCUGAUGGAGGACCUAACUGCAAUCCCGGUUGUGACGAGGGUUGCCAGUGUCUGAAGUAUAGUGUUCUAGUUCGGAAAGAACCUAGAUCGAAAAUCGGCGGCAAUGUAACUCCGGUCCAGUAAUCAGAAAUCUAUUGAAAUCGUCCUAGUAUUAUAAAAAUGUGAUUUUUUGUACAAUUUGAUAUAAAUGUAAUAACAAAGUUUA